Messenger RNA from Racocetra fulgida, 130 nucleotides. Lineage: Eukaryota; Fungi; Glomeromycota; Glomeromycetes; Diversisporales; Gigasporaceae. The record is from the annotation of a GenBank genome assembly.
AUAAAUUUUCAAGAAACAUCAUUUCAAAAUGCAAUUGAACUCAAUAGAAAAGGAAUUAAAGUAUCCUUACCAUUGAGGGAAAUCCCUUCGAUUAAGAUGCUGGAAAAGAAGAUUGCAAUAAGUAAAACCA